This is a messenger RNA of Scleropages formosus (Asian bonytongue), 1951 nucleotides long. It is a transcript of the gene ak3, whose product is annotated as adenylate kinase 3. Gene Ontology annotation, biological process: nucleobase-containing compound metabolic process. NCBI's taxonomy places the organism in Eukaryota, Metazoa, Chordata, Actinopteri, Osteoglossiformes, Osteoglossidae. Gene Ontology annotation, cellular component: mitochondrion. The transcript is spliced from 5 exons. The record is from RefSeq and is a predicted model, not a curated record. Gene Ontology annotation, molecular function: AMP kinase activity; ATP binding. The coding region runs from base 267 to 947 and encodes 226 amino acids.
UGAGGGUUCAGAGAAAGGCUCCUUUCCGAGCUCCGCGGGUAGCACAGCACCCCCAACCCGCACUUCCGCGGCUGCAUACGUAAUCGCUGUAUUUUAACUUUUUUUUAGUCGUUCCAAGAGGAUCCUCGGGAAGAUAGAUACGUGCAUUCUCCCUGAAUAUCGCCAGAGAGGAAUAAAGCACAGUUUUAGCGGUUAGUUAGUCAGUGUGUGGGACUGUGUCUGUGUGUGUGUGUACUUGUGCCUGUGUGGUCGGCGAUCGCGUCGAGAUGGUGGUGCGCGCGCUCUUCCGCGCUGUCAUCAUGGGACCGCCGGGCUCCGGCAAGGGAACCGUGUCCGAUCGCAUCACCAAAACUUUCGGACUCGCCCACCUGUCGAGCGGAGACGUGCUGAGGGUGAACAUAAAAGCCAAAACAGAGCUUGGGCUCCUGAUGAAGUCAUGCAUAGACCACGGCCAGCUGGUUCCUGAUGACGUCAUCUCCCGGCUCAUCUUGGGGGAACUGCGCAACAUGGAACAGAGAGGCUGGCUGCUUGAUGGUUUCCCACGGACUGUGCCCCAAGCGGAGGCCCUCGAUGCCGCUUUCAGCAUCGACACCGUCGUAAAUCUGGAUGUGCCUUUCCAAACCAUUCAGGAGCGCCUGACAUCCCGCUGGGUCCACCUGCCCAGCGGUAGAGUGUACAACACCAGCUUCAACCCACCCAAAGUUCCAGGUCUUGAUGAUGUCACAGGAGAGCCCUUGGUCCAGAGGAAUGAUGAUACACCAGAAACUGUAGCCAGGAGGCUGAAGGCAUAUGAGAACCAGACACAGCCUGUCUUAGAGUACUAUAGAAGCAAAGGACUGCUGGAAACCUUCACUGGAACCGAAACCAACAAGAUCUGGCCCAACGUUCACGCUUUCCUGUCUAGGAAACUGAGUUCUGGAAUUCAGGAGGCUGCUGAAAAUGUGUAGCAAUCAAGAACUCCUCAGAGGUUAACAAAUAUGAACCAUAUGACCACUAGCGGAGGCUUAUAGGAAAGUCUUAAAAUAAGCGGAGUAGAUAAGUGAGGUCCUAGUUUGUCUGGCCCAGGCGACAGAAUAAAUUUAAAUGUGAACAGUACCUUACAUGUAUUUGGAGACCUUGUUGAGGAAAUGUGGAAUGGUAGAAGGUUCGGGGGAGAUCAGAGGUUUUAUGGGUAAAGGGGAAGACUGCCACUUGGAGGAGGCAUCAGCUAUUGAACCAGGAGUCAGUGCUGCGGAUGAGGAGUCGUGUUUGUUGAUUGGGAACAAAAUGAAUGUUUUAAACGAAAUAUGAAUUGCACUCUUAAAUCUUAGAGAACGACUGCCACACCUGUGUGAUUAUUCUUGCUGCUGUUUUAAGGGUUUGUUCUAACGCACAACACGAUGACUUGAUUUUAUGGGCCUGGUGGAGUGCUGAUUUUCGCCUUAAUCUCCCUCCUCUAGGAUUAAAGGGGUGUGCACAUAGUGUAACAUCACAGUACAGAGCCACAAGAGCUAAAUGGUGGGCUGUACAGUAAUAUAUAAGUAAUUACAAAAAAGAUCUAGAUACUAAAGAAUUAUAUGCACUUUAAUUAUUUAGCAAUAACAUUUUUUAUAAUAUGGCUCUUAAUUUCUGUAUCUGAUGUAUAAGACGUCCUUAGAUGCCACUCAUUUGCGUUAAAAUAAUACUCUGAUCAUUCCGUAGUGAAUGCAGUUGUGCUUGAGAAAUCAGUGUUUGCACUGGUUGUUUGACCACAUUUAAAAAGUUUUUUCUUUUAAUUCAUUGGCAUCUGAAGGAAUAACAUGAUGUUGAAUGUUUAAAUAUUCAACCGCUGUUUUUGAUCAUUGCAAUUUGUUUCAGCUUAUUUGACAGGAAUGCUGAGUAAUUUUUAAUUGUAUGCUAUAGAUCUGGAUGUUAUGAACAUUAGCAGCUCCUCUGUUUUGUUUUACUACAUCUUGUCUAAGAUUUGUCUGUU